Calliphora vicina (urban bluebottle blowfly) is the source of this 1233-nucleotide messenger RNA. RefSeq names its product lipase member H-A. Gene Ontology annotation, biological process: lipid catabolic process. Bases 1 to 1047 code for a protein of 348 amino acids. The record is from RefSeq and is a predicted model, not a curated record. The transcript is spliced from 6 exons. NCBI's taxonomy places the organism in Eukaryota, Metazoa, Arthropoda, Insecta, Diptera, Calliphoridae. Gene Ontology annotation, molecular function: lipase activity.
AUGAAACUUGUGUUUAUUCCCUGUGUGAUAACAAUACUAAGUUGUUUUGUUACAACUGAGGCAUUAAUUUUAAAUCAAAAUGAUUUGAAAAAUUUCCUACGUAGUGGUGUUUUAGAUUUAAAUAUUUUAAGAUGUUUCCUAAGGAAUACCAACAUGUGUCCAAAUCCCUAUAUAAUGCAUCGUUUAUACACACCGAAAUCGUCACGCCAUGGUAUUGCAUUGAAUAUACACAAUCCAUUGACAUUAUAUCAAGGUGGUUUCAGUAAACAUCGUGAUACAGUUUUCAUAGUCCAUGGUUUUAAUGGCACUGCCAUCGAUAGACAUUUGCAGUUUUUAAGGGAUGCGUAUCUAUCAAGAGAUUUUAAUGUCAUCACUGUGGAUUGGAGGCCAUUGACUCAGUAUCCAUGUUAUUUAAGCGCUUUAAUAAACACCCGUUUAACAGCCCAGUGUACGGCACAAAUCUAUUCCUUUCUCACACAUUAUGGUGCGGCUCGUGAGAAAAUCACUUGUGUUGGUCAUUCGUUGGGUGCCCAUAUCUGUGGCAUGGUGAGCAAUCAUUUAAGUGUUAAACAAUAUAAAAUUAUUGGUCUUGAUCCCGCCAGACCCCUAAUCGAGCGUAAGAAGCCAAAUCGCUUUCGUCUAUCAAUGGAUGAUGCCAAUGUCAUACAAGUAUUACAUACAAAUGCCGGAUUUUUGGGUUUGGAAGAUAAUACAGGGCAUCUAAAUUAUUGCAUAAAUGGUGGACGCACCCAGCCUUAUUGUAGGGGAAAUCCUAUAAGACGUGCUAGAUGCUCCCACUUCUUAAGUAUAUGUUACUUGGCCUCGGCCACUUUUAAACAUAAAAAGUACCUGGGUGUACCCUGUCCAGAUGGUUGUGUGGAUAUAACCGGUCCCAAACGGCUGCCCAUAACAAAGAAAAAUCCCUUUGAAUUGGUGGCCCAAAUCAAAGAGUAUUAUAUGGGCAAUGAUGCGCCCGAUAACGCCCGAGGUUGUUAUUGUCUUGAUGUUCCCUAUGUCAAACAUUGUCCCUUUACCGAUAUUACGUAACGUACACUAUAAUUUAUAUUUUAUAGCUUUAAUUUGUUAUAUUUACCAAGUUAAUUGUAUUGUUUUAAAUUUAAUUUAUUUUAAUUUAAUUAGUCUGAUGUUUAAAUUUCAGUUUUUGUGUAAUAAUAAUUGUAAAAAUAUGUAUGUUUCAAAUAAAUCUUUAAGUUGAAUGUUUUAGUUAAACAA